AUGGGCAAGAAAAUUGUCUUCAACAUUUCCAGCGACUUCCAACUUAAAUCACUGUUGGGAGAAGGCGCUUAUGGAGUUGUUUGUUCUGCGGUUCAUAAGCCUACGGGUGAAAUUGUAGCUAUAAAGAAAAUUGUUCCAUUUGAUAAGCCGUUGUUUGCAUUGCGGACAUUAAGGGAAAUAAAGAUACUAAGAAGGUUUCAACAUGAAAAUAUAAUUUCAAUCUUUGAUAUACAGAAACCAGAAAGUUUUGAGAAAUUUAACGAGGUCUACAUUAUUCAAGAGUUAAUGCAAACUGAUUUACAUCGAGUCAUUGCCACACAAACACUAACUGAUGAUCACAUCCAAUAUUUUAUCUAUCAAACUUUAAGGGCAAUCAAAACAUUGCAUGGAUCAAAUGUUAUACACCGUGACCUUAAACCUAGUAAUAUAUUGAUCAACUCAAAUUGUGAUUUAAAGGUUUGUGACUUUGGAUUAGCUAGGAUAAUAGAUAGCGGGGAGAAUGGUGAUAAUGAGGUCGACAAGAUCGGAAUGACGGAAUAUGUUGCAACUCGAUGGUAUCGAGCACCAGAAGUGAUGUUAACAAAUGCCAAGUAUUCAAGAGCGAUGGACAUAUGGUCUUGUGGAUGCAUACUUGGGGAGUUAUUUUUGAAACGACCACUAUUUCCUGGGAAGGAUUACAGACACCAAUUGUUGCUAAUUUUUGGAUUAAUUGGUACGCCAGACUCAUCUGACAAAAGCAUGGAAUGCAUAGAGUCGAGAAGAGCGAGACAAUAUAUUGCAUCUCUGCAAAAAUAUCCGCCUGUUCGGCCAUUGCAGAAAGCAUUUCCGGGAGUUAAUCCCGUGGGUGUGGAUCUUUUAUCUCGCAUGCUAGUAUUUGACCCUAGAGAGCGAAUAUCAGCUGAUGACGCUUUGGCACAUCCUUAUCUGUCUACUUAUCAUGUUCCAGAGGAUGAGCCUGCCGGUGAACCUAUACCUCCUGAUUUCUUUCAGUUUGAUCAGUACAAGGAAGUUCUUACCACAAAGGAUCUAAAGAAAUUGUUGUGGAACGAAAUCUUUCAUGAACAAGCAACUUAA
Nakaseomyces glabratus is the source of this 1074-nucleotide messenger RNA. It is a transcript of the gene FUS3, whose product is annotated as mitogen-activated serine/threonine-protein kinase FUS3. Gene Ontology annotation, biological process: intracellular signal transduction; protein phosphorylation. Gene Ontology annotation, cellular component: nucleus; cytoplasm. NCBI's taxonomy places the organism in Eukaryota, Fungi, Ascomycota, Saccharomycetes, Saccharomycetales, Saccharomycetaceae. The record is from RefSeq and is a predicted model, not a curated record. Gene Ontology annotation, molecular function: ATP binding; MAP kinase activity.